GUUUCCGAGCGCUUCCACCUCCGUGGUCGAGGUGGUGUGGACGUCGAUGCCCACUACGCCUUCGAUCGCAGCCGUAGGCGCGUUGUUAACCACGCCGACGUGUCCUUAUCCCCUCCAUCGAGUGAGGAGGAGACGUCGAGGGUCUCUUUCUCCAAUCGAUCUUCUGCAUCUGGGCGUAUGUUAGACCACUGGCGGCGCCACCCACGCAAGCGGACCGCUGCCCCGCCAUCCUUCUACUCCAAGUAUUUUGACUUUGAGAGUAAAGAGGGUGCUGACGACGAUUUACGAGUCAACCAGAAGGAGGAGGAGGAAGAGGACCAUCAGUGGCAGUCCACUUUUCGCUAUCGGGCCACAGCAGGCGCCAGCAGCAGCAGCAGCACCAGGGGAUAUCGUAGGCGAGAUCGUGAAGCUCCGACGCCAGUCUCUUUUGCCUCUGAUGAUGCUGAUGACUUCUAUUACACAAAGGAAGCUCGCUAUCAGCCGUCCGAGUCUUUUCAACCCCCUCCU
Molecule: messenger RNA, 507 nt
Organism: Dibothriocephalus latus
Lineage: Eukaryota; Metazoa; Platyhelminthes; Cestoda; Diphyllobothriidea; Diphyllobothriidae
Source: the annotation of a GenBank genome assembly